CACCAGCAAUGUCCCUCGUCAGCAGCGCACAAGCGGGAGCAGCAGCAGCAACUGCCAUUCUUGCUGGUCGAGCUGGACAGACACCUCAGGGCGACAUGGCAAGCCUGGUUGCUAUGGGGCAGCUGACGCCCGAGAAGCAAAUGGAGACGAGCCCCGGCAGCAACAGAAUUUAUGUUGGCAAUGUGCCCUUCGGCUUCUCUUCAGAGGACCUCAAGAAAAUAUUUGUUUGCUUUGGCUCCAUCUUGACCUGCCAGCUGCUGCCUUCGCAAGAAAACCCGCAGCAGCACAGAGGCUACGGCUUUAUAGAAUUUGCUUCUCCAGAAGCAGCAAAACUGGCCAUAGACACUAUGAACGGCUUCGAGGUCGUCGGGAAGCAGCUGAAAGUCAACUACGCGACGGCGCUGCGGAGUGCUGCUGUUGCUGGCAGCUUGGGUGUGGGGAUGGGAGCGCAGAUGGCAGCAGCAGCAAAUGCAGCAGCAGCAGCUGCUGCUGCUGCUGACGGUGCUGCAGCUGCUGCUGCGCUGCAGGGAGCGACGGGCGCCAACACCACUCCGCUGGGCGCGCAGCAACCUGCUGCUGCUCCUGCUGCAGCAGCAGCUCCUGCUGCAGUUUCCCCGCAGCAGCAGUCGCCGCAGCAGCAGUCGCCGCAGCAGCAGUCGCCGCAGCAGCAAGCGGGAGGUGAUGCAGCAGCUGCAGCAGCACCUGCUGCAGCAGCAGCAGCAGCAGCAGCCCCUUUCCCAGAGAAGCCCAGCGGCGUUCCCGGCAGCAGCAGCAUUUUGCUGCUGACGAAUACUGUUGCUGCAGAAGAGGUGGAUGAUGAUCUGAAGGAAGAGAUGAGAGAAGAGUGCCGCCGGUUCGGGGAAGUGGACGAAGUGCGGGUUGAAAUCAUUCAAGGGGAAGUUCGAAUCUUUAUUGCUUUUGCUGCUGCUGCUGCUGCUGCUGCUGCAGCACCGCAGCUGCACGGCCGCUGGUUUGGGGGGCGCCAAAUCCAGGUGCACUUCUACGACCCAGCUGCGUACAAGGCAGGAGACUACACCAAGUAG
This is a messenger RNA of Eimeria tenella, 1043 nucleotides long. RefSeq lists its product as uncharacterized. Gene Ontology annotation, biological process: mRNA splice site recognition; regulation of alternative mRNA splicing, via spliceosome; alternative mRNA splicing, via spliceosome. Gene Ontology annotation, molecular function: RNA binding. The annotation marks the transcript as partial. The record is from RefSeq and is a predicted model, not a curated record. NCBI's taxonomy places the organism in Eukaryota, Apicomplexa, Conoidasida, Eucoccidiorida, Eimeriidae. The transcript has 5 exons. Gene Ontology annotation, cellular component: catalytic step 2 spliceosome; precatalytic spliceosome.